This is a messenger RNA of Pseudocercospora fijiensis CIRAD86, 1416 nucleotides long. RefSeq lists its product as uncharacterized. The coding region runs from base 1 to 1416 and encodes 471 amino acids. The transcript is spliced from 18 exons. Lineage: Eukaryota; Fungi; Ascomycota; Dothideomycetes; Mycosphaerellales; Mycosphaerellaceae. The record is from RefSeq and is a predicted model, not a curated record.
AUGUGCGUGGUUGUCGUCUGGAAGAGCAUCAUUUAUUCUCCAAAGUCUGCACUCGCAUAUGCCACGGAGCUUCGAUCCGUCAUCAACGGGCUACUGCAGACGCACGACAAGGAGUGCGGAAUGGCUGGCCAUCGGUACUCGCGGCCAGCUGCAUAUUCAAGGCCCGUAAUCCUUGAGAGUCCCAGGACACGACACCGGACGUUGAGGAGACACGACUAUAAACGUUGGCUAGAAGCAAUUGCAAAGAUUCCUGCAGCCCCAGCUGAACAGGGAAGGCACAAGCGUGAUUUUGAGGUAUUGCAUGUGUUUCUGUGCGUUUCCACGGUAGCGAGCACGUUCAAUCUGAGUCCGACGGUCACGGGCGAGGUCGAUCAUGGUGUCAGAGCGGCAGUAUUCCCAACGAGUAGGAAGCGCCGCAAUCUGACUGAUCGGAAAUUCGACAAUCGCGCCUCGCCAGAGCGACGAAAGUCGGUUCUGUGUAACUCGUAUCCCUGUCGUAUCGUGGCACCUGCAUACUCUUCGAAGUGCGAUCCUAUGGCCAGGACAGGACCGAGAGACGCACGGCCCACUGAUGCCGUUCAAAUGUUGAUGUCUUUCACGUCAGCCUUCCUCGGCGGCCUCUGUGCUAAUCCUUCGAGAUUAUUCACGUCAGCCUUCCUCGGCGGCCUCUGUGCUAAUCCUUCGAGAUGUUUGCGCCACGCCAUGGACCCGAAGCCCGACCUCCUAUCAAGUGCGUACAGUAUGCAUAUUCCCCGUGUGACAAUGGGCAUAUCUUCUGCUCGGUACCAAGCCUGCAAUGAGUGGUGUACUGCAGACACGUAUGGUAGAACGGAGUUCGCAUCUUCAAAGUUGUGCGUUGCUCACUGCAGUACGUCCACCCAUUUCCCUCGACCUGCCACCUUCAGCCUCCACGCGGACCUAAUGUGCAACAAUCCACGAAGCAUUGCGCUGGAUCGCAUCCUCGCUCGACCACCUCGCGCUAUCCCCUCUGACACCGGCGUCUUUGGCGUGACCAGCGUCAACAAGUGGCCGCAAUUGUUUGCGGUCUUGUGUUGCGUGGCAUCCAACAACUACGGGUUGAACGAAGACCACGUCACCACGCGUUCAUUGUCCUCUGGCGCCGUGAGCUGUCCCGUCGGCGGACUAGUGGUUGCUAGUUGUGCUAGGUAUGAAUCGUGGUUCAUCCCGGCUCUGGGCACAGCUCUCUUGAAUCCGAUCCGUCCUCGUCCUGCAGGUAGACUCUUAUCAGAAAAGUCUAGCCAGGCCUCCGAUACCCUUCUCUCGGCUGGGAUGUCGGAUGAGAUAGUCGGGUCACUGCCUUCUUCUUCCAACCGCAUCAAGAACUUUCCCACCUUCCAAGCUGACCAGGAGGACCACAUGCACUCCUGCCUUGGGUGCGCGGCAGAGAUCGGCUAG